Oncorhynchus nerka (sockeye salmon) is the source of this 5691-nucleotide messenger RNA. Its product is annotated as cytochrome b5-like. The coding region runs from base 115 to 513 and encodes 132 amino acids. The transcript is spliced from 5 exons. Gene Ontology annotation, cellular component: membrane; intracellular membrane-bounded organelle. Gene Ontology annotation, molecular function: heme binding. The record is from RefSeq and is a predicted model, not a curated record. Lineage: Eukaryota; Metazoa; Chordata; Actinopteri; Salmoniformes; Salmonidae.
AUACGCACCAUGACCUACAAUAAAACUCUGAACUCUGUUCUUACUUCGAAUCAUUUGAUAGAUUGUAACAUUCUGGAUUCACAUUCAUAUCAGAUAUAUUUAUUGACAAGAUAAAUGGAGGAUAAAGACGAGAACGGACACGCUGUAAAAUACUACCGAUUGUCGGAAAUCGAGGAACGAAAUUCAUUCAAGAGUACAUGGAUUAUAAUCAACCAUAAAGUCUACGAUGUCACCACAUUUUUGGAGGAGCACCCAGGUGGAGAGGAGGUCUUGAGAGAGCAGGCCGGCGGCGAUGCCACAGAGAGCUUUGAAGAUGUCGGACACUCCUCAGAUGCCAGGGAGAUGGCUGCCAACAUGGUCAUUGGAGAACUGCAUCCAGAUGACCGACUGAAGAUUGACAAACCUUCAGAACCACUCAAGGAAACCUCUAGUUGGUGGACAAACUGGUUGAUCCCUUGUUUGGCUGCGGCUGUCGUCACGGUGAUGUACCAAAUGUACACGUCGGAGAAGUGACUGCGCCAUCCGUACGUCACCUUUGCAAAUCAAAUGUCAAUCAAUAUAACUGGUUUCAGAAUGACAGCUACAGAGCCUGCGUUUGUUUGAUCCCUGAGAAACCAUUGCUGCCUUUUGGGAUUUGUACAGCUCAUAUGCAGUACUAUAGUACACAGGGUUAAUUUAAUGUUUUCAUCCAAUCGCUCGGCAUCAUGUCAAUGAAGUCAUAUAAUUUUGUUAUUGUGUUAACCUUCAUUUUCCUCUCCUGAUUUACAUAUUGAUAUAUACAGUCGUGGAAAAAGUAAGUACACCUCCUGGAUUUUUAAAAUAUUUUUUUAAACAUAUAUGGACAAAUGGAUAUGUAAUCUUCACUUUAACACUAUUGACAGAUAAAGGUAACCUAGUUUAACCAAUGACACUGAAUGAUUACUUUGCAAUCAUUUAUUCAUAAAAAAUGUACAGAAAUGCAAUUCCACUGCUGAAAAAAUAAGUAGCUGGUGUUGCCCCCUUUUGGCUGAAAUAACUUAAUGUAGUUGUUUUUUGUAACUGUCUAUCAGUCUCUUACAUCGACUGGGAUUCAUUUUUGCACACUCGUCUUUACAGUACUGCUUCAACUGUGCCAUGUUCGAGGGCUUUAUUGCAUGCACAGCCUGCUUCAAGUCCCCCCACAGCAUUUCGACAGAAUUGAGAUCUGAGCCUUGACUCAACCAUUCCAUAAUCAGCCCCAAACCAUAAUGCUACCAAACCCAUGCUUUACAGUUGGUAAGAGGUUCUUCUUCCAACUUUGACUCAUCUUUCCAGAGCACAUUGUUCAAGUAGUUUUGGUCUUUACCCAAGUGUGGUCUGGCAAAUGUCAGUCGUGUCUUGAUUUUCUUUUUUGAGAGAAGAGGCUUCUUUCUUCCUGACCUCCCAUGUAGGCCAAGUUUGUGCACUCUCUGACAGUUGACUCCGGCACUUCGACAUUAAUUGUGGCAAGAGAGGCCUGUAGAUCCCUUGAUGUUACCUUUGGGAUCUUAGAGACUUCUAUGAGCAUCUUUCGGUCAGUUCUUGGGCUGAAUUGGUUAAGACCAAACCAGACCAAGUUUCUAAUCUUUUUGGAAGGCUGGACCCACCCAAGUUACACUCUAAAGAUUUUCUAAUAAUUUCCACCGGUUCUGGUAAAAAAUUUAGCAAUUUUAUGUGAUGGUAAAGGUAGGGGUGUACAAUCUUUUCUGCAUAAGGAAAUUAGAUUUUUGUUUAUUUUAAUUGCAUAACAUAUUCAAAGUGUUAAUUUUAUGUGAUUUGUUAGAUUGGGUUACCUUUAUCAAUGAAUGUAGUUGGAAUUUAGCUCAAAUAGCCAUUUACAUUACACAUACAGUACCAGUCAAAGGUUUGGACACCUACUCAUUCUUCAUUUUUACUAUUUUCUACAUUGUAGAAUAAUAGUGAAGACAUCAAAACUAUGGAAUCAUGUAGUAACCAAAAGUGUUAAACAAAUCAAAAUAUAUUUUAGAUUCUUCAAAGUAGCCACCCUUUGCCUUGAUGACAGCUUUGCACACUCUUGGCAUUCUCAACCAGCUUCACCUGGAAUACUUUUCUAACAGUCUUGAAGGAGUUCCCACAUGCUGAGCACUUGUUGGCUGCUUUUCCUUCACUUUGUGGUCCAACUCAUCCCAAACCACCUCCAUUGGGUUGAGGUCGAGGGAUUGUGGAGGCCAGGUCAUCUGAUGCAGCACUCCAUCACUCUCCUUCUUUGUCAUAUAACCCUUACACAGCCUGGAGUUGUGUUGGGUCAUUGUCAUGUUGAAAAACAAAUGAUAGUCCCACUAAGCGCAAACCAGAUGGGAUGGCGUAUCACUUGCAGAAUGCUGUGGUAGCCAUGCUGGUUAAGUGUACCUUGAAUUCUAAAUAAAUCACUGACAGUGUAACCAGCGAAGCACCAUCACACCUUCUCUAUGCUUCACGGUGGGAACCACAAAUGCAGAGAUCAUCGGUUCACCUACUGUGCAUCUCACAAAGACAUGGCGGUUGGAACCAAACAUGUCAAAUUUGGACUCAUCAGACCGAUGGACAGAUUUCCACCGAUCUAUUGGCCAUUACUCGUGUUUCUUGGCCAAAGCAAGUCUCUUCUUAUUGGUGUCCUUUAGUAGUGGUUUCUUUGCAGAAAUUUGACCUGAAGGCCUGAUUCACGCAGUCUCCUCUGAACAAUUGAUGUUGUGAUGUGUCUGUUACUUGAACUGAAGCAUUUAUUUGGGCUGUAACUCUAAUGAACUUAUGCUCUGCAGCAGAGGUAAAUCUGGGUCUUCCAUUCCAGGGGUGGUCCUCAUGAGAGCCAGUUUCAUCAUAGCGCUUGAUGGUUCUUGCGACUGCACUUGAAGAAACUUGAAAAGUUCUUGACAUUUUCCAGAUUGACUGACCUUCAUGUCUUAAAGUGAUGGUGGACUAUCAUUUCUCUUAUUUGAGCUGUUCUUGCCAUAAUAUCGACUUGGUCUUUUACCAAAUAAGCCUAACUUCUGUAUACCACCCCUACCCAUGUCACAACACCGAUUGGCUCAAAUUCAUUAAGGAAAUACAUUAAAAUAUUUUACUUUUAACAAGGCACACCUGUUAAUUUGAAUGCAUUCUAGGUGACUACCUCAUGAAGCUGGUUGAGAGAAUGCCAAGAUUGUGCAAAGCUGUCAAGGCAAAGGGUGGCUACUUUGAUGACUCUGAAAUAUAACAUAUAUUUUGAUUUGUUUAACACUUUUUUGGGGGUUACUACAUAAUUCCAUAUGUGUAAUUUCAUAGUUUUGAUGUCUUCACUAUUAUUCUACAAUGUAGAAAAUAGUAAAAAUAAAUAAAAACCCUGGCAUGAGUAGGUCUGUCCAAAACUUUUGACUGGUUAUGUAUGUAUUUUUUUAAGACUACUUUCCAGGGGUUAUACUUGCUUUUUCACAUGACUGUGUAUAUAUAAAUAAAAUACGUAUUUACAUAUGGAGAUUUUAGACAAAUGUAGAUUCAUGUAUUGAGAAUGUAAAAUUGAAAUCGACAGGUAACUGCCAAAAUAAAGGGAAAAAAGGUGUUUUAAUAUGGCAUUGGGCUACCAUGAGCCAGAACAGCUGGAGCUCUGAGGGAUGCGACACCACCCAUAAUUUGGUACUUUGUUAUUUGUGGUGGAAACGCUGUCUCGGGCGCCGCUCCGGAAUCUCCCAUAAGUGUUCAAUUGGGUUGAAAUCUUUAGCGGUAUUCUAUGAAGCAAGCUAGAUCUACUCAGUGUUUUCUAAAGCUUGCCGGCUUCAGUUAGCUUCACAUUCCAGCUCAGGCUUCAUCUACUAUGACGGUGGAUAUUGCUCCUCUGCUUACCUCUAACUCUAGCAGGCUUGUAACUGUGUAUGCCUGUCGUACAUGGCUAGUCAAACGCCAAACUCUUCAUUGAGACAAUGCUGAAACAUCAAUCCAUGGGCAAGUUAUAAUGAAAUAAUGCAAUCUUUGCAAGGAGGGUAUCUGAUUUCACUGGUCUCAACUCACAGCUCAGUCAUUUCAUUCAGUAAGUGGAGUUAGUAGUGAGUUAGCCUGUGCCGGAGCAGGUUAGUUCUGAAGGAUUCGUUGCCAUAGAAAUUUACCUGGCUAAAAGGUGAACCACUUUCGUAUGUCCAGUUAGCCCGAGUUGACUAAAGUUACCUAACUCCUCAUCUGCUUCGUAGGAUACCCCUCUGGUGACUGAGAUGGCCAUGGCAUAUGGUUUACAUCGUUUUCAUGCACAUCGAACCAUUGAGUGACCACUCGUGCCCUGUGGAUGGGGGCAUUGUCAUCCACUGGCCGGGCAAAGCAUUUUUAUACAUGGAAUUUGUAUGGCUUAAUUCACCCUUGAACCACAUCUGUGUGGAAGCACCUGCUUUCAAUAUACUUUGUAUCCCUUUGUAUUUACUUGAGUUUCCAUGAUUUUGGCAGUUACCUUUUUAUAUAUGUUUAUGUUGUCAUAUCACUAUUACUCUAACAUACUGUAACCCUGCUAUUGAAACAGAACAUGGAAGUUUAGGCUUAUAAAAGCAGCCUAUAAUAUCUUAUGUGCUUCACAUCUUACCUUUGCAUUUUAACAUAUGCAAAACUGCACCGAAUGGUCCCAAAACCCAGUAUGCAAAACUGUUAACCCACUGGUCCCACAUUUCUGGUGACAUGGGUCUCAAUGUUCCAUAGAGAAGGCCACAUUCUUGCACUGAUUUUAAGUGACUGCUGUGUCGAGACUCACACUUUGGGAGCCAUUUUUAAUCGGGAUUAAGUUGACCCCAUAUGACCAGUACAAUGUGUUUUUUCUUAUGGUAAAAUAUCAUGGUUGUCCCUGCUUUUAAACUGCCAGGGUGUUAGAAGGCAGGGGAACUCGCCACUGAAUGUUCUACAGCUGCUCAAAAGUAAUUUGACAUCUUCCAUUUUUGUUUUUUCAAUAAAAUAAUUCAAAAAAAUGUGUUUUAAAGUAGUUUAUUUGAUCAUAUAUCAACAAUUAAGCUUUGGUCCACAGAGAAACAGCUGGUAUUAAACCAUCAAAAGUAUGCUAAUUUGUAACAUUCCUCUAACUUUUAUUAUCAUACUUUGAUUGGGUAUUACUUUUGCAAAACCCACCUCUGUGCAUUCCCAUUAUAAUUUGUCUGUGGCUUUGUAGAAUAGUUAUAGAGCACCAUCUAGUGGAAAACUUGUAUUUGUCACACAUAUUUAGCAAUGUUAUUGCGGUAGCAAAAUGCUUGUGUUCCUAGUUCCAACAGUGCAGUAGUAUCUUGACAAUUCACAACACACACAUAUAAAAGUAAAAUAAUGGAAUUAUGAAAUCUAUAAAUAUUAGGAUGAGUAAUGUUGGUGUGGCAUUGACUAAAAUACAGUUGAAUAGUAUAUACAUAUGAGAUGAGUAAAGCAAUAUGUAAACAUUAGUAAAGGGACUAGUGUUCCAUUAUUAAAGUGGCCAUUAUUAAAAUGUGGUAUAGAGCCCACAUCUAGGACUUUGCAUGUCAUCAGGGAAGCUUUGGUUGUUUGUGUCAGUAGUUCUUACCUAUUUGUGGGGCUGCAGGUAGCCUAGUGAUUAGAGUGUUGCGCCAGUAACCAAACGGUUGGUGGAUCAAAUCCCCGAGCUGACGAGGUAAAACAUCUGUUAUGCCCCUGAACAAGGCAGUUAACCCGCUGUUCCCUUGUAGGCCAUCAUUGCGAAUAAGAAUUUGUUCUUAACUGCCUAGUUAAAUAAAAUAUUUUAAAUGA